CACAAUAGGGAAUGGCAGAAGCUAGCCGGGCUGUUGUCCGAGGUCGGGCCUGUAAAAACGGUCGACCAGUGGAAGCACACAUGGCGCGACCUCAAGAAGAAGGCCCGGGGCGAAGCCGGUCGAGCCCGGUGGCGAAAGCCACAACCGGUAACGCAGCUGUGGUCGUAGAACCUUCUGCACUCUCGUGCCAAAUCCUCGGAUUGAUUGGCCGGGAGUGUGCGGUGGGGCUGGCGGCUGAAGGCGAAACUGGUGUGGGGGAGCAAGAUAAUGAGGAGCCCAUGACAGUCCCACAGCUCCCUCAAACAUCGCCGAGAGCCACCGGGUUUGCGACUGAGAGGCAGACGGAGGGAGCCUCUGCGGGCGCCUUGCAGACGACACCGCGCGUUCGCAACCGUCGUCGCCGGCCGGCAAGGGCUUUGGACGCUGCGACGAAGCCCACAACUCAAUACAUUCAGGGCCAAAAGCAGCAGACGCUGCUUCUGGAGGAAUUGAUUGAAGAACAGAAGAUUAGAAAUAUUCUCAUUCGAAGGAAAGCUAAAAGAAAUAAGCCGACGCCAAUCAGCAAUUUAAUGUUUUAAGUACUAUUAUACCCAUCAAAAACAUAAAUGUGAAAUGAGAGGCAAGUUCAAUAAUGCCUUGGUUGUUCACUUCAACGAAAAAAGAAGUGAUAUCUAAAUGGUUGCCAAGUUCAAUGGUCAGUCAUGAAAUUUAUUUAUACAUACAUACAUACAAUCACGCCUGUAUCCCAUAAAGGGGUAGGCAGAACACAUGAAACUAUUAA
This is a messenger RNA of Leguminivora glycinivorella, 781 nucleotides long. RefSeq lists its product as uncharacterized. NCBI's taxonomy places the organism in Eukaryota, Metazoa, Arthropoda, Insecta, Lepidoptera, Tortricidae. The coding region runs from base 12 to 578 and encodes 188 amino acids. The transcript has 4 exons. The record is from RefSeq and is a predicted model, not a curated record.